Apiotrichum porosum is the source of this 3027-nucleotide messenger RNA. RefSeq lists its product as uncharacterized. The transcript has 13 exons. The record is from RefSeq and is a predicted model, not a curated record. Lineage: Eukaryota; Fungi; Basidiomycota; Tremellomycetes; Trichosporonales; Trichosporonaceae. The coding region runs from base 1 to 3027 and encodes 1008 amino acids.
AUGGCCUCCGCACCGGGUGUGGACGAGUCCACGCCACUGUUGGCAGACCUCACAGUCGAGCAGUACUGCACGGUGCCAGUGUACUCACUGAUCCAUGAAAUCCGCCUCGACGUCGUGGCGCAUAUUGAUACGCCGCUCACCGUCGACCAGCUCCUUGCGCCAGACUCGACGUACACGAUCAUCCGACCUCUUACCGAGAAGUACCUCCUGCGUCGGAACCCUUCCGUUGUCUUCUGCCUGCUUCUCAACAAGGUCCAGUUCACCUCGGACAGCAGCCAGCUCUCCAUCUCGACGCUGUCCGAGUCGCGCGCAGCGCUAUGCGAGAUCCUCGCAAUCCGCGUCCUGCGAGGGUGGUCGGAGCGCAGUCUGCACCUCGCAACCGUGCUGCUCACUCCCUGGCCCAUGUUCCAAGGUGCCCCCGAGGACGUUGUCAUCGGCGUCCAGAACGAUGGCGAGGAGGAAAUGCUGGGCCGGUCGGGAACAGCCAUGGAGCGUCUCAUCCGCUCCCCGUCCUGCCAAAAGGUCAUUGAGGGAAUCUGGUCCGGCAAGAUUGUGUACUCGUCUCUCAGCACGCACGCUCUAAUCCAGGAUAACUACAAGAAACGUCCCAUUCAGAUGUACAACCCCCACAAGGCGCCGCUUUUGGACCACUACCGUCUCAAAGUGCCCAAGAUCCGUGCCAUCAUCGAGUAUGCCAACUUCCUCUGCCUCUUCGUCCUCUACAUCAUCGCCAUUGAGAACAUUCAGAUCGAAUACAUGAACACUCCCGAGAUCAUCUUUGCCAUCUACGCCGUCGCCUUCUCGCUUGACAAGCUGGCCGCCAUCCGCGAACACGGCUUGAAAGUGUUCAAUAGUUCACUGGUCAACGGCUUUGACAUGGUCUUUGUCAUCAUCUUCGCUGUAUACUUGGGGCUGCGCUUGAUUGGUCUGUCUACACACAACCACGCCAAGCUUGCGGAAGGAGCCGACGUACUGGCGAUUGGCGCCGUUCUAAUGUUCCCCCGAUUUGCGUUCAUGACCCUCGCCAACAACCUCAUGAUUCUGAGUAUUCGCUCCAUGCUAGUGGAGUUCUUUUUCCUCAUGAGUGUCGGCAUGUUUUGCUUCCUGGGAUUCGUCUACGCGCUCAUGAUUCUCGGACGCGGCGAACACCCCUUGUCCCAAAUCUGCUGGUGGCUCUUGGAAAUCUACUUUGGUCUAGACGCGACUGGGUUCGAGCAGUCGACAACCUUUAACAAGUACAUGGGCCCAGUCCUCAUGGUGGUCUAUGGCUUCUUAUCCAACACGCUUCUCCUCACCGUCUGCGUGGCGAUUCUCGGCAACACGUUUGCGACCAUCAACGCCGACGCUGCUGCCGAGUCCAUGUUCCGCAAGGCCGUCGCGACGAUUGAGGGAGUCAAGGCCGACUCGGUGUUCAGCUACCAGCUGCCAUUCAACAUCCUCGCUGUCCUCGUCCUCUACCCGCUCAGCUUUGUGCUCAAUCCGCGUUGGUUCCACAAGGUCAACGUUUUGAUGAUCCGCGCUACCAACCUGCCCGUCCUCCUUAUAAUUGCCCUAUACGAACGACACACGUACCAGCACCAGCAGGAGACACUGUGGGAACAGAUCUGUGACCUUGCUGAUCACUAUGUGGGCAAAAUCACAGCUGCCACCGGCUUUGAGGGCAUUGUUGGUACCCGCAUGGACGUUUCCCACGUCUUUGAGAUUGAAGAGGAGUUUGGUACAGCCUACAAGAACUGGGACGACGACUAUGACGAGGACGACGACGACGAGUGCGCACUGUACGAUGACGAUGAAGGGGAGGAAUCGGACGUGGAAGAGGGUAACAACCACCCCACCAUCGCCCAAAAGGUCACAUUGUCGCCAAUGGACGAAUCGUUCGACCAGUCUGGUAACAACACUCCUCACGCAUCGCCGGUCACAUCGUUUAACGCUGCUCGUCGUCGUCAGAGUUCUCUGGUCGCUUCCCAUGCGCAUGCCGGUAUUCACCAUCCACCGGGACCGUCGACAUCACCGACGGUACCUGUUGCACCACCGUUUGCGCGGGCUCGGCGCAACAGCGCUGUCAUGGGCCCCAGUCCUCUUGCUCAGCUGUUCGUUCGUCACGCUGUGGAUCAACUCUCGGCACCAGUUCGUCGCAACACCGCCGCUGUUGGAUCGUUGCCCGUGUCAUCUUCGAUGGGGGCUUUAAGUCACUCGCCACGCGCCCGCAACCGCAUGUCCUUUGGUGGUGCAGCUGUCGCUCCUGGUUCCGGUCCAGCUGGGCUUUCCACCAGUCUGAGCGUCAGCUCCCUCGCGGAGCGUACCGUCCCAAAGGCAGCUCGGCCCAGCGUCACGCCCAUCGACGAGCACCCACCGUCAACACCCGCAGCCAGUUCACCCAGGACGCCGACCUCUGCCAAGCCGUCGCGAGUCCCCUUCCCCACGGCUGGCAGCGACGCAGGCGCGACGCCGUCACCACGUCCUGCUGCUCGUGUUACUUUCAACGAACCGCCUCUCACGCCCAGAGCAGCUCUUGCAAUGUCGUCGCCUGCGUCCUCUGUCACAUCCUCUGCCCCUUCAGGAGUGGCGCAGUCAAUCACCUCGCCACCGACUGGAACUCGUCUACUGCCUUCGGAACAGCGUCCCACGUCAACCCCUUUCCCAUCGGAUACUUCGGUUGAAAAGGCAGCAGACAAGUCGACGGACAAGCCAGAAAAGCCGGUUAGGCCGCUGCCCACGCCAAUCAAGCCAGCGGCAUCACCGCGCCUCAAGCCAAAGGAGUCGCCCAACCCGAACCUCCGUGUACCAAGCGACAGCAAGCUCAAGACGGCGUCCCAGCUCCUCGAGGCCCACGAGUCGCAUGUCGACAGUGGCGCGCAGACCCAGAUCGCUGACAUGGCGGCGCGGCAGAUGCGUAUCGAGCAGAUGCUGGAGCAGCUGCUCGCCAACCAGGCCGGCGACAGUGGCGUGUCGGCCAUUGCUGGCGGCGUGACCAUCACGCCACGCCGCCCGUCGGAGCAGCGCGACAUGUUUGAUGACCUUGAGUAG